Messenger RNA from Ochotona curzoniae (black-lipped pika), 927 nucleotides. It is a transcript of the gene PRSS48, whose product is annotated as serine protease 48. Lineage: Eukaryota; Metazoa; Chordata; Mammalia; Lagomorpha; Ochotonidae. Bases 1 to 927 code for a protein of 308 amino acids. Gene Ontology annotation, biological process: proteolysis. The record is from RefSeq and is a predicted model, not a curated record. The transcript has 6 exons. Gene Ontology annotation, molecular function: serine-type endopeptidase activity.
AUGGGCCCUUCUAGUUGUGCUUUCUUGCUGUUCCUUUUGCUGGGACUGCUCGUAUGCGGGCGGCCUGUGUUCUCCAGUCUCAUUGAAGGUGGUCAGGAUGCUGCUGAGGGGCGCUGGCCCUGGCAAGUCAGCCUGCGCUGGGUGAGCACCCACAUCUGUGGAGGCUCCCUCAUCAGUGAGAGCUGGAUACUGACAGCAGCACACUGCAUCAGAACGAACUGGAAUAUUUUUCCGUAUAGUGUUUUGCUGGGAUCUGUUAAAACAGGUUACCCAAGUAAAGGUGUAGAACACUACGUGUCCAAGAUCAUCAUCCAUCCCAAGUACCAAAAUGGAACUGCAGACAUUGCCUUGUUGAAACUGUCUUCUCCAGUCACCUUCACUUCUUCCAUCAUGCCCAUCUGCUUACCCACUAUGGCAAAGCAGCUGGAAAUUCCAUCUUAUUGUUGGGUGACCGGAUGGGGAAAAGUUAAGGCAGGUGCAGAUGGCAGUUACCCUUCCCACCUCCAGGAGGCAGAACUGCAAGUCUUCAACCAGCAGGCCUGUGAACAACUUUACAACCCAGUGGGUGUCUUCUUCCCAGAAACAGAGCCAGUCAUCAAGGAAGACAUGAUCUGUGCUGGUGAUAUUAAGGAAAUGAAGACUACUUGCAAGGGUGAUUCUGGAGGGCCUCUGGCGUGUGAUAUUGAUGGUGUCUGGACCCAGAUAGGAGUGGUAAGCUGGGGAUUGGACUGCCCUUCACCUCUUCCAGCAGUCUACACCAACGUGAUAUACCACCAAAACUGGAUUAAGGCUACCAUCUCAGGAAACAAGGCCUUGUGUGGCAACCAUCUGGACUUACCUAACUUCUUAGUCCUUAUUAUUCUACUCUAUUUUGCUUUUCUGGGACCCUCCUGUGCCUUUGGGCCUAACACAAUACCAGGAAAAUAG